Messenger RNA from Linum tenue, 753 nucleotides. The record is from the annotation of a GenBank genome assembly. Lineage: Eukaryota; Viridiplantae; Streptophyta; Magnoliopsida; Malpighiales; Linaceae.
UUGCAAUCUCUCCCCGGAGGCGAUAUCAAGCUCUUGUGCGAUAUUGUGGUUGAGUGCGUUCGAGAGCUCACAGGCUACGACAGAGUCAUGGUGUACAAGUUCCACGAGGAUGAGCAUGGAGAAGUAGUGGCGGAGAACAAAAGAGCCGAUUUGGAGCCUUACAUGGGUUUGCACUACCCUGCCACUGAUAUCCCUCAAGCUUCCCGCUUCUUGUUCAGGCAGAAUAGGGGCAAAAUGAAAUCAAAAGGCUCGAAGGGAAAACGAGCUCAAGCACCGAUAUCUAGCAGCAAUGUGCUUAAUGUCAGUGAGGCCGAGUGUGAUGAUGUUGGAAUGGAUUCCUCAAGUGGGGAAGAGAUGGAAAUCGAAAAUGAUGCAAGUACGAGCAAGGUUCUUUGAUCUUUAUUUAUGGAUAAUCUGUUCUUUUAGGUUGAUGGAAACUACACGGAAGCCGUCAAAGCUGAAGUACUUGUUUUGUUUGGAUCGAUUCCUGAACUUGACCCUAAGAAUGUGGAGACUACAAUUCAGAAUGGCUGCUGAAGUUUUGGACAAGCCAUGUUGGAUCGCUGAUGUUGACUUUUUCACAAGCAGAAUAAUGUCUUAGUUUCGUAAGGUUCAAAUUGUAGUGUUGAUGGUACAUAGUUGAAGUUUCUGAGUUGUUGCCUUCGGUUUCACAGAACUAUGUGGGCUUGAUCUUCAAACUGGAAUGUUUGCUGAGGUGGUCUUUCGUGAUGAAUUUUGUUUUAGUUGAUGGGA